AUGGUCGGAAAAUUCCCUUGGUCAGCAGCUUCUUGCUCAUUCUCGUGGUCGAAACCUGCCUAUUACCCUAUAGGAUCUAAUUAUGCCGAUGAUCAACUCACCCAGACCAGCAAAGAGUCAGACAUAUCACCAUUGGUGAAACAGAAACGACUGAGGAUCUGGGUCAUCGUCUGUCUCAUGCUGACGAUUGUUAUUCCGGCCGUUGUGUUGGGGUCCAAACUUCCACUGGAUACCAGAACAGGGAGGAAGGAGCCAUUUGUUCCUAGUUUCGAGACCCAUAGCGUCACAUUUGACCUUCAGGAGUUGUUCGCAGCACCCCCCUCGAAAGAUAGCAAUGCGGCCUGGGACAACUUGAUCCCCGACGGUCAUGGCUAUGUCCUCGUUCCCGAAGCUGCCGAACGAUAUGGUCUUGCACCUGGGAUUCAAACUGACGAGGGAAUAGAUCGCUAUUCAGUGACUGUGUACCAUCAACUUCACUGCUUGGGCAUGAUCCGUAUCCUUUUCUAUCAGAUGGUAGCGAUUGCCAACCAUACUACCCCUCGCCAUUUUUACCACGGUACUGACAAGGAUAAUCAUGAUCCGACGCCCUUUCCUGAUCAUGUGAAUCACUGUUUCGACUAUAUCAGGCAAUCUCUAAUGUGCUCUGGAGAUAUGACACUCGAACACUCGAGGGAGCCACCACUCGGGGAGAAACGUACUGACACGGAUGGAUGGGGUGUCGAGCAUCAGUGUAAAGAUUGGGAUGCUUUGGUGUUGGAAAUAGGUGCCGGAAGCAGCUCCUUACGCUUGAUACCAGCAUAUACCGUCAGACAUCACCCCGCUUGGGGAGUUCAGCUAGUGCGACUCUGGAAAGGUACACGCAUGCUGCGCACCGUCCUGCUGUGCCGCUCGAUCUUCAAGGAUGUUUGCAUUGGCGACGGCCAGAUCUAUUGGACGCAAUGCUAUCACAGGCAGGUGCUUAGUACAGAUAGUGAUAAUGUGAAGGCCGAGAAUUCUAGGCUCACUUCGACGUCGCAUUACAUAUGCAGACUAAACGCUGGUGCCAUUCUCUUGAUUUACUUACUACUAAGAUCAAAAAUCUCCGGACCGCCUUUCCCCAGUCCGUUUCCCUCCGUGGACUAUGAAAUUCGGUCGUUUUCCGAAGAGUAUAGCAGAGACGGCUCAGUACCAGAAGUAUGGGACACGAAAGCAGACUAUCCGCCAGGUGAAGGUUACACGUUUAUUGAGAAUGCGGGAGCAUAUGCACUUCCUCCUGGUGUUGUGGUCAAUGGAAAGGCCAAUCUGUACGGCACCGCUUGGACUCACCAAUACCACUGCCUGGUUUGUGAAGGAGCAGAUAUCCCCUGGAUCACGUAA
Neoarthrinium moseri is the source of this 1356-nucleotide messenger RNA. RefSeq lists its product as uncharacterized. Bases 1 to 1356 code for a protein of 451 amino acids. The record is from RefSeq and is a predicted model, not a curated record. Gene Ontology annotation, biological process: mycotoxin biosynthetic process. NCBI's taxonomy places the organism in Eukaryota, Fungi, Ascomycota, Sordariomycetes, Amphisphaeriales, Apiosporaceae. The transcript has 8 exons.